AUGAUUGGGCCUCACAGGUGGAUCUUACACAGCAUGGGGCGAUCUGUGAGCGAGUCGUAUGGAAAGCGAGCCCCGGUCGCUUUGACACAAAAGCGCGUAAAUGCGAGAUUGAAGUGGAUAUCAGCAUUCUCGCCAAUCAAGUGGGGACUUUCACCGCCGUCUCCGCAACUCGCAACUUCACUCUUCAUCAUGUCGCGAGAUGCCCUGCAAUUCCCGGAUUCCGACCGGGGGUUCCUAGAACCUCAUCUGCCUCCAGGUGAAUCGGUGCAGACCGAUCUGCCCUUCACCACACUGACCUUUGCGACGUCGCUGGACUCGUCGCUGGCCUUGUCCCCGGGCGCGCGGACAGUCCUGUCAGGCCCUCAGUCGAAGGCGAUGACCCAUUACUUGCGGUCGCGACACGAUGGAAUCCUGAUUGGCGUUGGUACAGCGGUGGCCGAUGAUCCCGGGUUGAACUGUCGCAUCGCCGGAGUCGGCGGGUACGGUCAAGAUGGCUUGCACGGCCAACCCAGACCGGUGGUGAUUGACCCGACAGCUCGGUGGGAAUUUUCCGAAGACAGCAAGCUGUUUCAACUGUGCAGAGAGGGCCGGGGCCUGGCGCCCUGGGUCAUCACUGCGGUGGAGCAACCCAGUCCCGAGAAGCAGGCUCUGCUCGACAAAUACGGCGGGCGCUUUUUGUCGGCCAAGAUGCUGAGAACUCAUACCGGUGGCCACCAAGUUGAUUGGCGCGAUCUUUUUGCGACUUUGAAAUCAGAGGGUCUCCAGAGCAUCAUGGUGGAGGGUGGUGGGCAAGUUAUCAACUCCCUCCUGAGCCCACAGUACAUGUCCCUACUUGACAGUGUGAUUGUGACAAUUGCGCCAACCUGGCUGGGCCAAGGGGGUGUUGUUGUCUCCCCCGCGCGGCGAUUCGAUGAGGGAGGCAAUGCGAUGUCUGCAGCAAGGCUGAAAAACGUCAAAUGGUAUCCGUUUGGAGAAGACGUUGUCCUGUGUGGGCAGGUCAUAGUCUCAAACGGAGAGUAA
Penicillium olsonii is the source of this 1020-nucleotide messenger RNA. The record is from the annotation of a GenBank genome assembly. NCBI's taxonomy places the organism in Eukaryota, Fungi, Ascomycota, Eurotiomycetes, Eurotiales, Aspergillaceae.